AUGAAACAUCAUCGUAAUAUUUGCUCAAUAGAUGGAUGUAUGUCAAGAAUACAACGAAAUUCUUUUUGUACAAAUAGACAUUUACAAUUAUAUGAUAAAACAAUAAAUAACAAUAAAAUAAAUAAUAGUAAAAUUUGUCAAAAUUUACGAAAUAAAAAAUAUUCUAUUGUAAGAAAACAAUCUCAAAAUAAUCGAUGCUUUACAUCCUGUGUAAAAAAAUUAUCCAACAAUACUAAUGUCAAUCAAAUUUUCUCAACAUUUCAACAUAAUUUACAACAAAACUUGAAUAAUGAAACAUUUCCUCAAACUACACAAUUAAAUAUUGAAAUUGAUGAUGAUACAAAAUCGGAAAGUUCAAUUGAAUAUGAUUAUACUAAUCCAUUAUCAGUAUCUCUUUCAACAAAUCAUAUUCAUGUAUCAAUCGCAACUAUUUAUUUACAAGAUGAACAAUGGCAUCAACUUGAAUUAUUUAUUAAACAUUUUUCUUUAUAUGUUUCACUUUCAAAUAAUUUAAAUGUUACAUCAUCAACAACACAUUUACUUGUUGAUGAUUCUUCUCAUCCAUUUCAAUGUAAUUUUUCAAAAAAAAUUUUUCAAGCUGUUGCUCGACAUAUAUUUAUUGUUUCUAUACGAUGGAUUGAAGAAUGUUUAUUACAAAAUGAAAUUAUUGAUGAAACUCCAUAUAAAAUUCAUGGUGAUGAAACAAUGAAAACAAUGCAUUUAACUUGUUAUACUUCAAUUAAUACAUUGUUUUCAUCAUCUAUAUUAUUUGCAAUUGAUUGUACUUCAUUUCAACGAGUAUUAACACGAAAUGAUUUAAUUGAAUUAGUUAUAUUAAGUAAUGCUAAAUUAUUCGAUUCAGAACAACAAAAAUCAAUAGAAAUUCAAUCAAAACUUCUUCUUGUACUUGUUGAUCCUAGAGUUGAUCGUUAUCAAUUAGAAAUAAAAUAUAAACAAUGGUAUAAAAAUGUAAAAUUUCUAACACCUGGAUUUUUACUUAAAUCUAUUAUUUAUCAAAAACAACAACCUUUUGAAGAUUUUGAACUUUAG
This is a messenger RNA of Rotaria sp. Silwood1, 1050 nucleotides long. Lineage: Eukaryota; Metazoa; Rotifera; Eurotatoria; Philodinida; Philodinidae. The record is from the annotation of a GenBank genome assembly.